AUGGAGAAGUUGUGCGCCAGCCUGUCGGAGAUCACCUGGAACCCUCUGGCGUUGCCUCUGGACGCGGUGGUCAGCAAGUUCCGCCUGCCCACGCUGGUCCGACUGGCACACGGAGAGUGUGUGGAGGGGCUGGCAGAGGAGGACCUGGUUCUGCUUCACUCCUGUCGUCAGUGGACCACAGUGACGGCCCACAGCCUGGAGGAGGGACACUAUGUCAUCGGACCCAAGAUCGACAUCCCCCUCCAGUACCAGGGGAAGUUCAAGCUGCUGGACGAGGACCGUGACGUGAGGGACCCAGUGCAGUUCUUCUGCAGUGUGGAGGAAGUGGCUGGAGCUUUCCCCGACCGAGUCUUUGUCAUGGAGCCCAUCACCUUCAGCGUCAAGGUUGUGUCUGGGGAGUUCAGUGACGACAGUGAGCAGUACAGCUUCAGUCUGCAGGCGGGAGACGAGCUGUCACUCAUGGGGAAGGCGGAGCUUCUGUGUGCCACGCCCUCCAAGGAGAAGACCGGACUGAGCGCUCUGCUGCGGCGCCUGGGAAAGACCCCGAGGAGUAAAACCCCGUGCCUGGUCUGCAUGAACCACCGCACCAACCAGAGCGUGAGCCUGCCGUUCGCCUGCCGCGGCCGCUUCUGCACGCGCUCGCCUCUGGAGCAAGGCAUGCUGGGAGGAGAACACACCGUGAGGAGCAUCAUCGAGCGCGUCCGCCUCCCUGUCAACGUCUCCGUGCCGACCAGGCCGCCGCGCAACCCCUACGACCGCCACGCCGUCCGAGAGGGCCACCGCUACAAGCUUCUCAACAUCGUCAGCAAGACCGUGGUGCUGUGCCUGGUCCUCCGCCAACAGGAAGUCUCGCCCUCCCACUUCCUGUUGCUGAGGUGUAUGCCCAGGUUCAACGUCGCGGAGGCUUCUGUCCACACGGCGGCGCUAGAGAGCUUGCUCCUGCGACACGCGUUCGACCCGGAUGCGUACUCGCGGGCCGUGAGGGAGACCAGGCCCGAGCUGGAGGUGAUGACGGAGGAGUGCACGAGCCCGCGACGGUCCCGUGUGUGCGUGGGACAGAACUCGCUCGCCCCGGCUCUGCAGCGUCUCUCCAUGUGCGGCUACGUGGGGGGAAGGGGAGGCGGGUCGGACUCGGUGGGGGAGGGGCCGGGUGAGGAGCGGGAGUACAUGACGCCAGAGUGGGCAGACGCAGACCUGAGGAGCAGCGAGGAGAUCCCGUAUGAGGAGCUGUGGGCCAGCCAGAACACGGAGAGUCUGGGGAAGGAGGCCAGUAUUAUUUCUAUCCACUCGUCGUCGGCGCUGGACGGGUCUCUGGGCACCGUGGUGACCCAAGUGUCCACCCGAGUGUCCACCCCGCCACCUGUACCUCCCAAAUCAGAUGCUGUCAGAGAGGAGUGCCGGUACCUGAUUGCUCCUCCUGUUCCCCCUCGCUGUUCCAAGACCGGGUCCAUCCCCAGUCCUGCCCCCAGUCCACCGCUGCCUCCACGCUUCCCUAAGGCCCCCACGUCUCCAAGACCCAACCUGUCCUUCUACUCCUCUGGACUCCAAGAAAGCUGCCCUUCCCCUGACGCCUCCAUGUACUGUUACCCCUGCUCUUGGGGAGACUGUCCCGCUCCCAACCCCAUCAGCCCCGACCCAUCGCCCGCCCCACCCGCAGACACCUCAGCCAAUCCGCAGCCAGCACAGGCCACGUGGGCGGAGCCAUGGCCCGAGUCGUUCUCUGGACCAGGACUCAGACCGCCUCCCCCUCAGAGCCGCUUCGCCCCCUUCGGUGCCCUGAACCCCUACAACCGGCCCUCGCCCUGUCCCUCUCCGGAGCCCUCGGAGUCCUCCCGGGGGGCGGAGGGGGGCGAGACUUGGACCCCGCCUCAGGACCUGUCUGCGCUCUCAUUGGAGGAGGUGUCUGCCUGUCUGCGCUUCAUCGGCCUAUCAGAGGCGGCCGUGGCUGUGUUUCAGAGGGAGAGGAUCGACGGGCGGCUCCUCGUGCAGCUCACGGAGGAUAUCCUGUCCCAUGACUUUCACCUGAGCCGGCUGCACGUCACCAAGAUCACACAGUUCAUCCAGGGCUGGAGGCCGAAGAUCUGA
This is a messenger RNA of Knipowitschia caucasica, 2085 nucleotides long. Lineage: Eukaryota; Metazoa; Chordata; Actinopteri; Gobiiformes; Gobiidae. The record is from the annotation of a GenBank genome assembly.